UUUGUCCCGUUCCCAUGUCAACAGUAGUUCUAAUAGGUUUCGUCUUGUUUUGGAGUGAAUCGUCGUUGGUGCAGUUUCCCCGCUUCCAUUCCGACCGCCGUCGUGCGUCCGCUUCCAACCGAAACGCAAGACGUCAAAUGCUUCCGAGACGACGUGAAGGGGCAAAACCGGAACGGGAUCUUCCGUCGUCGGUGGCCUCCGUUCGGUAGAGGAGGCGCGUAGACGGCCCACUCCUCGCCUCCUUGUAACGCGCUAGCCACCUCCGGCUCCGUCAGACGGCGAUUCUUCAAAUUUGACAUCCAGACGAAAUGGAUUUCAGGGUCUUCGUAUACGGCACCCUGAAGACUGGAGAGCCGAACCACCACUGGCUCACAAACGCGGAAAACGGCCUGUCGCGAUUCCUUGAGAAAGGACGGACGAAAAAGAAGUACCCGCUCGUCAUAGGCACCAUGUACAACAUACCCUUCUUGCUGGACACACCGGGCGUCGGUCACCACGUCGAGGGGGAAAUAUACGAAGUGGACAAGAAAAUGCUCUUGACCCUCGACAUUUUGGAGGAUCAUCCCAAUUUCUACAAAAGGAGGAAGGAGCCGGUUAUGCUGUUGGAGAGGGAGGAACUCUGCUGGACUUAUUUCCUUCAUAAGUUCAGACCGGAGAUGCUGAAAAAAGAGAUGCUCGUAUCGUACAAUUCAAGGGGAACGCAUAAUUUGCCCUAUAUAGAAAGGUAUAAGAGGGAUCCAAAUUUAAACUACAAAUCGCAGGUUUGCACCAAUGAAGCGAGGACAUUAGAGGAUCUUUGAUGCAGAUUUAUAUAUUCACUAGUGUAACCUAUUUUUAACAUCCAAUAUAAUUGCCAUUCCAUCAGCUGAAAUUGUCAGGAGAUAAAUGAAUAAAACAAUAUUUUUUUGUUCUACAUA
Cimex lectularius (bed bug) is the source of this 917-nucleotide messenger RNA. Its product is annotated as putative gamma-glutamylcyclotransferase CG2811. The record is from RefSeq and is a predicted model, not a curated record. Bases 309 to 800 code for a protein of 163 amino acids. Gene Ontology annotation, molecular function: gamma-glutamylaminecyclotransferase activity. The transcript is spliced from 3 exons. NCBI's taxonomy places the organism in Eukaryota, Metazoa, Arthropoda, Insecta, Hemiptera, Cimicidae.